AUGGUUGCAAAAAAUAUGAUAUUGAUUGCAAAAUUACAAAAAUUACAGUUGAAUUAUUCAAUUGGUUGCAAUGAUUAUUAUAUUGAUUGCAAAAAGCACUUAAGAAUUCUAUUUUAUUCAAUUGGUUGCAAGGAUUAUUAUAUUGAUCGAAAAAUCCUAUAUAAACUAUCAAUAAAAGUAUAA
Molecule: messenger RNA, 183 nt
Organism: Hepatospora eriocheir
Lineage: Eukaryota; Fungi; Microsporidia; Hepatosporidae
Source: the annotation of a GenBank genome assembly